AUGGCACUGAAUCCAAAUAUUCUUGGUACCUGGCAGGUGGACUUGUCAAAAACCACUGGCCUAGAAGACUUUGCCAGGGUCAUGGCCUUUACACCAGAGAGAACCGAGCGCUACAGAAAUCUAGAUUACGCAGUCACCGUCAGUCAGGAAGGCGACGCCUACAAAAUCGAGGUCGAUUUUAAGGGAGCUGUACCUAAUGCUUCCUACACUCUAAAAGUUGGUGAAACAAUAGACUACAAGUCUGUCGAAGGCUACACCGCCAAGCUGACGUUGACUGUGGAGAACGGACAGCCAGUAGAGACAUACGUUUAUACCGAAAAGAACAUCUCCUGGAAAGUAACAAGAAAAGUCGAGGGUGAUGUCAUGACAGCCGUAACCACAGUAGGAGAUGCCACUCUCACACAAGUCCUGAACAGAGUAUAA
Candidula unifasciata is the source of this 423-nucleotide messenger RNA. The record is from the annotation of a GenBank genome assembly. NCBI's taxonomy places the organism in Eukaryota, Metazoa, Mollusca, Gastropoda, Stylommatophora, Geomitridae.